Messenger RNA from Erinaceus europaeus (western European hedgehog), 1647 nucleotides. RefSeq names its product glycophorin A (MNS blood group) (gene GYPA). The coding region runs from base 66 to 461 and encodes 131 amino acids. The transcript has 7 exons. Gene Ontology annotation, cellular component: membrane. The record is from RefSeq and is a predicted model, not a curated record. NCBI's taxonomy places the organism in Eukaryota, Metazoa, Chordata, Mammalia, Eulipotyphla, Erinaceidae.
CUCACAGUCACCACCGUGGCCCUCCUGCGCUGACAUUCUGAGCCAGCUAGCUCCAGGAUCCCAGGAUGCACAGGGAAAUCCUCAUCGUGAUCCUUUUGUCAAGCUGUGUGCUUUCUACCCUAGCUGAUGGGACCACAGCCAGUCCCUCUAAGCUGCCUACUAAAGCCAGCGUGACUCACACAAAAGAAAAACUUGUCACCUCACAGGGAGCAAAAGGGAGCCAUCCCGUAGACCCAACGUACUCCGGGGCUCCAGGACAGCCACCAGUGACCACUCCUCCUAAAAAGAAAGGUGCUGUUCCUUAUGACCAAGACACCCCGGGAGAAGAAAAACAACAAAUGGUCCAUGCUUUCUCCAUGCCAGUGAUAACGGUCAUUGUCUUUGCGGUGAUGGCUGGCAUCAUUGGAAUCAUCCUCCUAAUUGCUUUUGCUGUGCGCCGGCUAUGGAAGAAGAGAAAUUAACAAAGACCUGCUCCUCAAGCUAAAUUUUGGAAGAACUCAAAAACACAGUACUUUGGUCAAGUGCAACAUCAACAUUUAAACUGGACAACACCACCACACGUAAACCUUCCCAAGUUGUACAUCUUCUGGAUGAAAGCUUCAUUGUAAUGAGUUCAGUGUCUCAGUGGUCGGAAAUAUCUCCACUCGUGACUAUUUCAAAAUGAAGAACGAAUAUUCCCUUUCAUGCUUGCUUUUGCCUAAUCUUAGUGCUAUUUUUUUUUAGAAUUAAUGGAUUUAGAAUUAUGAUCUAAAUCUUGUAAACUGCAUCUGCUUUAAGUCAAGCUUAGUGUAUCAUGUUGAAUUUUUAAUGAUUAUGCUGUCAAAUAAGAAGCUUAUAAUAUCUACAUGACACAUAAGUUCUCUUUCUAAACUUAUGACUCUGUUUUUCUUGUUUUCAGUAAUUCACAGGAAUAUAUAUAGUGUAUUAUCCCCUCCAUUGCUGAACUGGCAAGACAUGAUACUACACUAAUGAUGACGAUAUCUCCGUCACACUAUUAAAGCUUGUGUUUGAAUAUGCUUUGCAUACCUAUCAGUAGUUAUAAAUAUAUGCCUUGAGAGUACACUCACACUCAUCUGUUGCAAAUAAAUCAACACAAAGGAUUUUUUUUUCACUUAAAUAAAAAGUUGAAAAAAAUCUUAAGAUGUGAUACAGGUAUAAAUGACCUAUUUGAGAUCACUGGUCUGCCCAGAGAACAUUAACUCCGUUAGGGCACCAGGACCCACUGUAAGAAUUGUUUAUCUAAGGGGCCCCUGUAUCCUAAGAAACAGCAGAAUUGAUGAGUUUUCUUCGCAAAGAAACCUUUCCUGCAAGUGCUGCAAGUUAUGCAAACUUGACACACAGGGAAGUAUUUCAGCAAAUCCCUGUAGGUUCUGUUCAUAAAAACCAAAUGUACAUUAUAGAUUAACCACAUUCUUAAUGAAGAAUUAAAUCAAAUUCUUUAAUUCCUCCAGUCCUAGUUUCUCUUGUUAUUAAACCCUUGGAAAUUGGUUCAUAAUCUAAAAGAAACUUCUAGAUAUGUCACUAAGUAUUUGUGACUAUACACUAGUCACUCAUUUGCAGUGAGACUUGAAAAACAAUAUAAGAGCAAAGAUGUGCUUUAUUGUGACAGUCUCUUUCCAAAUUAAUAAAACCAUGAAUUUCUUCCCA